AUGGCUCCCCCCUCGGUCACGCUCACAGCCCCGCCUCACUCGCCUUCAAGGUCAAGGUCAGUCUCACAACCCAUCCCCGAGGAUUCCGCCUUGGAUCACCUCGACACGCUUUCUCCCCUCAAACCCUCUCGUGCAACCGUAUUCCGCUCCCAAUCUUCGAAUAACAUGUCAAGAAGUCAACAUGCCUCUGGGAACUCGAAUCAACACCAUUCCUCAAGUCCAAGUUUCCGUAAACCCCAAGGUCGAGCCAGAAGUAGCAGUCUGGUUACGGUGACCGAGGUUGGUGGCGAUGACCCUGACAAUGUCGUGGAUAGAUUGGGUGUCGGUAACAAUGAGAAUGCUGAAUGGGUCAAUGCUCCAGGUGCUUGGGUUAUGCAUCCUCUUCUUAUAUUGCUCGCUAAGAUGUUGAUCGACGCUAUUCCUGGGAUGACACAAGAUGUCAGUUGGACAAUCGUCAACCUCGGUUACAUGUCUGUUUCUUUUCUCAUGUUCCAUCACGCCACAGGUGUCCCAUUCGAAUCAACAAUGACUUCUGCCGGCGCAUAUGACGAUUUAACGCUUUGGGAGCAAAUCGAUUAUGGAGCGCAGUAUACACCGGCGAAGAAAUUCUUGACCAGUGUCCCAAUAGGAUUGUUUUUGAUAUCAACGCAUUACACGAAAUACGACUAUAUACUUUUCGUUCUCAACUUCGCCGCUUUGGUAUUCGUGCUAUUUCCCAAGCUUCCUAUCCUUCAUCGUCUUCGAUUCCAUUUCGCUGUUCCCGAUACCGACUCUGCCCCUACUCCACUUACAUCCCGACCUCCGUCUCCUUUCAUGGACAAAACGUCCAAAUUAUCGUCAUAA
Kwoniella botswanensis is the source of this 843-nucleotide messenger RNA. RefSeq lists its product as uncharacterized. Bases 1 to 843 code for a protein of 280 amino acids. Lineage: Eukaryota; Fungi; Basidiomycota; Tremellomycetes; Tremellales; Cryptococcaceae. Gene Ontology annotation, cellular component: endoplasmic reticulum membrane. Gene Ontology annotation, biological process: intracellular sphingolipid homeostasis; sphingolipid biosynthetic process; ceramide metabolic process. The transcript has 5 exons. The record is from RefSeq and is a predicted model, not a curated record.